This is a messenger RNA of Engraulis encrasicolus (European anchovy), 1002 nucleotides long. RefSeq names its product troponin I, fast skeletal muscle-like. Bases 110 to 628 code for a protein of 172 amino acids. The record is from RefSeq and is a predicted model, not a curated record. NCBI's taxonomy places the organism in Eukaryota, Metazoa, Chordata, Actinopteri, Clupeiformes, Engraulidae. The transcript has 8 exons. Gene Ontology annotation, cellular component: troponin complex. Gene Ontology annotation, biological process: skeletal muscle contraction; cardiac muscle contraction.
CUUUGCAGAAGAGAGGAGAUGGAAAUGUGUGAGUCAGAGAGCCACAUGAAGAAAUGCUGCCCCUUUUGUCCUUUAGCGGUAUUGCAGGAGAACACCUUGAACAGCCACCAUGACUGAAAAGAAGAUGACAUCAAGCCGCAGGCAUCAUCUGAAGAGUUUGAUGCUGCAAAUUGGGACUGAUAUUCUGGAGAAGGAGGCAUCUGACCUUGUGGUAGCCAGAGAGGCCUACUUGGAUGAGAGCUGUCCAGCCCUUGACCUACCCAGUGGCAUGGAGGAGCUUCAGAAACUCUGCAAAGAGCUUCAUGGAAAGAUCGACAAAGUUGAUGAGGAGAGAUAUGAUGUUGACGCCAAGGUGACCAAAGGACAGAAAGAGGUUGAAGACCUGAAGAUCAGUGUAACAGAAUUGAAGGGUAUGAAGAAGCCAGCUCUGAAGAAAGUGCGUAUGUCCGCUGACCAGAUGCUUCAGGCUCUGCUGGGCUCCAAACACAAGGUGAACAUGGACCUGAGGGCCAACCUGAAGCAGGUCAAGAAAGAGGCCAAGGUUGAGGAGGCUGCUGUUGGUGACUGGCGUCAGAACAUUGAGGACAAGAAGGACAGGAAGAAGAUGUUUGAGGGCGCUGAGGCGUAAACAAAGUGAAGUGUUUCCAGAAGUUGAUAUUUGCCUCACAAACGGUGAACAUAGACAAAAUGGAUGGCAUCAGGAUGGCAGCCUGGGGCCAUUAUGUAUUAUUAUUUUUAUUUUUGCUCCAUGUUUUCAUGUUCAAUACAGUUUUUCUAUUGCCCAAUCAAUUUUCCCACGAAGAUGUACCAUGUUUACCCACUGCAGACUUAUAUUCAUCAUUAAACAUUGGGUUUUAAUUAACAUUCUGAUAUGCUUCUGUAGAUUCAUUAUUAUGUUCUGAAUUGGCUGUCAUAGUUUGCUGUGCUUUAGAUUAUGUUCCACUAGAUGUCGACAGAGCUUGCUUUGCUCCUCUUCCUCCUUCGCCUCUGCUCUGUCCCUUC